Messenger RNA from Heterobasidion irregulare TC 32-1, 1515 nucleotides. RefSeq lists its product as uncharacterized. Gene Ontology annotation, cellular component: cytoplasm. NCBI's taxonomy places the organism in Eukaryota, Fungi, Basidiomycota, Agaricomycetes, Russulales, Bondarzewiaceae. The record is from RefSeq and is a predicted model, not a curated record. Bases 1 to 1377 code for a protein of 458 amino acids. The transcript is spliced from 5 exons. Gene Ontology annotation, biological process: tRNA dihydrouridine synthesis. Gene Ontology annotation, molecular function: tRNA dihydrouridine synthase activity; flavin adenine dinucleotide binding.
AUGUCUCGUCGCUCGCAUUCCGCUUCUCCCGGACCUCGCGAUGCAAAACGCCCUCGAUUAGACUAUCUCACUCCAGAUGAUUAUAGAAACGGCGUCAUGCUUGCUCCAAUGGUUCGUUCUGGCGCUCUCCCCACUCGUCUUUUCGCGCUCAAACACGGUGCCAAGCUUGUAUGGGGGCCGGAAAUCGUAGACAAGGCUAUUCUCCAUGCAGAGCGUGUGGUAGAUCCCGUCAGCGGGGUCAUCUCGUACAACGGCAAAUCGAGAGCUAUGUUCACCACGCAUCCAGUCGAAAAGCCAUAUUUAGUUUAUCAGAUAGGCUCUUCAGAUCCCGCACUCGCCGUUCAAGCAGCAAAAACUGUCAUGCAAGACGUUUCCGGCAUCGAUCUGAACUGUGGAUGCCCGAAGCCAUUUUCGACUCAUUCAGGGAUGGGCGCCGCCCUUCUCUCCACCCCCGACCUCCUCUGCUCUAUCCUCACCGCCCUUCGUGCUGAACUCCCCGCACAUAUAUCUAUUUCCGCCAAAAUUCGCUUGCUUCCGACUCAGGAGGACACUCUCAAGCUGGUCGAAAAGAUCAUCAAUACAGGUGUGAAUUGCCUAACUGUCCACUGUCGAACGCGCAGUAUGCGGCAAACCGAGCGUGCGCGCGUCGAACGACUGAAGGAGAUCGUUGACUUUGUCAAGAGCUCGGGCAAGGAUGUUGCGGUGAUCGAGAAUGGUGAUUGUGAGGGAUAUCAUGAUGCAAGGCGGAUACGUGCUUUGACAGGCGCCGAUUCUGUCAUGAUUGCAACAGCCGCAGAGUCGAACCCCAGUGUGUUCUCUCCGACACCAUUAGUCGACUUGGAGUCAACAUUGGUACCUUCUUACAUCCGCUUGUGCAAGUACCUUGAUAAUUAUUGGGCCAGCACCAAGUUUUCUGUCGCCCAGUUCAAAGGUAGCCGUGUCAAAAUCUCGAAGUCAGAAGGCAAGGCUAUGCGGGAUCAGGUAGUCAAGUCAAAAGAUUAUACCGGUCUCGAUGAGAUUAUUGGUUUUUGGAAUGGAGAGGCGGAGUUUCAACAAAUAUCGAAAGCCAUUGAGGAAAGGGCACACAAUCCGCCGACGAUACUUCCUGCGGAACUGGAGAUCCCACCAGAUGCAGGAGUAGAUGCAGGGGUAGACACACCUCCGCCUUCGUUUAGCAAUACACCCCAGGAUCCCAGCGCGUUUACCACACCUCCUGAAUGGCGCGGAAAUCCUGAUCCCGCAGCAGUUGUUGGUGCGCCAGUAGUCUCUUCGAAUCCGAGGAGGGCACCGGUACCGGCGUUGGUAUCUGGUCACGACGAGACAACGCCCACACCUAUGCCUAAGCAAGGUGUGGAAACAUCGUUGCAUGCGAUGUGACGUAUACACGAUCUGUAACCUUUAGUAACUUAUCGAUUUAGUCCCUCUUUUACGUUAAUUCAUUUCUGCCUAUGCAUAGCGCAGCAUAUCGCUGCCAGUGCAUAGAGUGUGGUUAUAUGCAUUCCAAACUGAACAGUC